UUUAUCUCGCGGAGGAGAUAGGUGUUACUGCCUCAUUCCCGCGUAGGAAUAUCUGAAGCACUUGCUCUGAGUCCGCGUGUGGAAACAGUGCGUGUUUAUGAAGUCGGAGUGAGGGACAGAGGCUACUAACAGACGUUGCUUGGUCAAGCCAGGACAGUGUCCGGAAUGGAUUUAUCUAUUAUGCCUGUUGUGUUGUCAUUGCUGCUCAUAGGAAUUAGCUACGCCCAAGAACUCGUGCUUAAUCCGAACACUACGAUUGUGAUGAAUUCACCAAACAAAGGAUUAGUAAUAAACUGCGAGGUUCGAGGAAUAACUGACGGGCAAAGAGCAAACGUACAAUGGUUGGACACAAAGGGCAAUGUCAUAGGACCUUACAGCAACAUGCGAACACCCAGGAUUUACUCCGAGCAGAUGGGCAACCGUAACCGACUGCGGUUUGCAACGCUGGUGAAUGGAGAUGCAGGAACGUAUACAUGUCGAGGCACCGUCGUAGGCAAGACCAUGACAAAAGAUAUACAGCUCAGUCUCAAUAAAAACGUUCUGCCUUCUAUCACGGCGCCCCCCACUUGGAGUACACCCACUGUCGGCAAGAGGUUCGAGUUGACAUGCCUAGCGGAGGGCAUUCCACCACCCUCCUUCAUCUUUGACAAGGACAAGUUCGCAUUGUCGGGUGAUAGAUACAACGUGAGCGUCACAAAGGGUGUGAAUGAAACCCAAGGGGUGUUGGUGAUCGAGGACUUCCAUUACGCCGACAGGGGAAACUACUCCUGCAUCGCCUACAACCAGGCUGGUCACGUGACCCGGACUGUCUUCAUCGACACACAUGUGCCUCCUGUUAUUGAACCUAUCCUAAACAUAUCGAAGCCAGAGGGCAGUGCUGCGGAGCUCGUGUGUGUUGCCAAGGGAAACCCUUCCUCGGUGGUGACAUGGAGACUCAAGGGCUCCGGUGUCCCCAUCACAGACAGUCGGGACAUCACUGUUGAAUACAUUCAGAAGGAACAGCCUCUGAUGCAUGUCACAACCGUGAAACUCAAGUUCGCCAGACUGGAACAAAAAGACGCCAACACCUACACCUGUUCGGCCUCCAACGUGGCUGGAACUGAUGAAAAGGAGGGCAGGCUUGCCGUUGAAUUCAAGCCUAACCUUGCGGACACUCCCUACUCGUCAAUCUAUGGCUCGGUGAACCACAAGACGGAGAUCAAGUGUGUUGCUAAUGCCGUACCUCUUCCUGUACUGUUUUGGAAACACAACAGCGUCAUGAUCAGUCAAGGCCCAUCCUUCAGGAUCAGUUCGAAGCAUGAAAAUCAAACGAUUAUCAGCAUUCUGGAGGUGUCGGUGACUGCUGAAAACGAAAACACCAUCUUUGGGAAAUACACGUGUGUUGCCCAGAACAUCCUAGGAUCGUCUGAGAAGGACAUCAUACUAAAGCAGGCUGCGGUGCCAUCUGCCCCUGGUGUUUCAAUUAAAGCUGUGUCGCCAACGACCAUCUCGCUACUGAUAAAGGCAAGUGGGACUGGUGGGCAGCCCAUCGAGGCCUACAAGGUUGUGUUUUACGCCGAGGGCGAUGAUCAAAACAAGGUCUCACAACUGAUACCUGUCAACUCAACGUCCCAGGGGAUGCAGACCCAGUUCGUCAUCAAUAAUCUUUUACCAAGCCGACAAUACGUCAUCAGUGUGGAGGCUCGCAACAACGUGGGGUAUGGGGCCAAGGCUGCAAUCACUACCAUGACUCGCCCAGUCCGUCAACCGAAUCAUCCAACAGUUACCUCCCCUAGAUUUAGUGAGGAUCCGAACAGUUACAAGUUGGUUUGGGAGAAACCUGGGACUGGAGGCAUGCCCCUGACUGGAUACAUGGUCAAGUAUUACCAGGUGGAACUGUCCGAGGGUCAGCCCGAUAAAGUGAAGGCGGUGGUUGGAGACAUGAAAACGCUAAGAAUUAACCAGGGCAAUGUGACUGAGAUUACACUGACUGGACUGAUGCCCAACUCCACUUACCAACUGCAGAUCCUUGCUACCAACGAUAUCGGGCUGUCCAUGCCCACACGUAAAAUAUUCACAACACCACCUGGUGCAUCAGUGCCAUCUGCCCCUGAUGUUUCAAUUAAAGCUGUGUCGCCAACGACCAUCCCGCUACUGAUAACGGCAAGUGGGACUGGUGGGCAGCCCAUCGAGGCCUACAAGAUUGUGUUUUACGCCGAGGGUGAUGAUCAAAACAAGGUCUUACAACUGGUACCUGUCAACUCAACGUCCCAGGGGAUGCAGACCCAGUUCGUCAUCAAUAAUCUAGCACCCAGGCGACGAUACGUCAUCAGUGUGGAGGCGCGCAACAACGUGGGGUAUGGGGCCAAGGCUGCAAUCGCUGCCAUGACUCUGGCCAUCCGGGAACCGAACCCUCCAACAGUUACCUCCCCUAGAUUUAGUGACUAUCCGAACAGCUACAAACUGGUUUGGGAGAAACCUGGGACUGGAGGCAUGCCCCUGACUCGAUACAUGGUCAGGUAUUAUCAGGUGGAACUAUCCGAGGGUCAGCCUGAGAAAGUGAAGGCGGCGGUUGGAGACAUGAAAACGCUGCUAAUUGACCAGAGCAAUGUGACUGAGAUUACAUUGACGGAAUUGAUGCCCAACUGCACUUAUGAACUGCAGAUCAGCGCUAUGAACCCUAUGGGAGUGUCCAAGGCCACACGUAAAAUAUUCACCACACCACCUGGGGGAUCGGUGCCAUCUGAUCCUGAUGUUUCAAUUAAAGAGGUGUCGCCAACGACCAUCUCGUUACUGAUAACGGCAAGUGGGUCUGGUGGGCAGCCCAUCGAGGCCUACAAGAUUGUGUUUUACGCCGAGGGCGAUGAUCAAAACAAGGUCUUACAACUGGUACCUGUCAACUCAACGUCCCAGGGGAUGCAGACCCAGUUCGUCAUUAAUAAUCUUUUACCAAGCCGACGAUACGUCAUCAGUGUGGAGGCUCGCAACAACGUGGGGUAUGGGGCCAAGGCUGCAAUCUCUGCCAUGACUCAGUCCGUCCAGAAGCCAUCAGCUCCGAGCAUUUCAGCUGAUGAAGUGACGUCCACAAGCAUCCGUCUGCUGAUUGCGAAAGAACAAGAAACUUGGGGGCUGCCCGUCAUGGAGUACAGGGUCGUUUAUUAUGCCAAAGGCAAUGUAAAAGGAAAGAUCAGAAGAAAGGUUCCUGUCAACAGAAACUCCAAGGACCUGCAGACUGUGUUCCUCAUUGACAAUCUGGGAGCCGGGGUUCAGUACUUCAUCAGGGUAAUGGCUCGCAACAACCUGGGUUAUGGAGCCAAGGCUAAAAUGUCUGUCAAGACAGCGUUCUUCACGGUACCAUCACUACCGAGUCUGUCAUUUGCCUCCAGGCUUGUGUACUUCACAGAGGCUGACGACGAGAGAAACGUCACACCAACGGCACCAGUCAGUCAGCCGGACCCUCGAAGAGUUACCUCCCCUAGGUCUAGUGAUAAUCCUAACAGCAACAAGUUGGUUUGGGAGAAACCGGACACUGGCGGCAAACCCCUGACUCUCUAUAAGUACAAGUCUUACCAGGUGGACGAGUACGAGGGUGAUCCAGCCACGAAAUACCCGAUAAUUGACCAGGACGAUACCACUGAGAUGGAACUCACUGACGCGAGGCCCAACUCCACCUACAAGCUGCUGAUCACUUCCAUGAACACCACAGAAGAAUCCCUGGCCACUAAAAUACUAUUCACGACACCACCUGGCGGACGUAAGUGGUAUCUUUUGCUGUUUGAAUCUUAUAUUUUUUAUACAUAAUGAAACACUUCCGCUCCGUCUAGGUUCACUUUCAUGAUUGUUUUCCUGUCCGGAUUCUGACUGACUGACUGAGUUUGGUUUUACGCCGCUUUCAGCAAUAUUCCAGCAACAUCACGGC
Messenger RNA from Haliotis rubra (blacklip abalone), 3898 nucleotides. RefSeq names its product neural cell adhesion molecule 2-like. NCBI's taxonomy places the organism in Eukaryota, Metazoa, Mollusca, Gastropoda, Lepetellida, Haliotidae. The coding region runs from base 166 to 3780 and encodes 1204 amino acids. Gene Ontology annotation, molecular function: protein binding. The transcript is spliced from 24 exons. The record is from RefSeq and is a predicted model, not a curated record.